UAUCCAUCCAGCCAUCCAUCUCUCAUGUGGAUAAACUCUAUUGAAGUUAGUUAGUAUGAACACAUACAACGUAGAGUGUGAGUAGCAAAUGGCAGAAACAACGCGCCCGGUCGACGUGACUGCCAUGAGGUAUUAUCGUUUUGAAAAGCGAGUCCGUCAAGGUGAGCUCAGUCCAGGAGAGGACGAACGACACUGGUAGGUAAUUCAUCGAGGAUCCCCUAUCCACCACUAUUACGACGAUUCCACUCGUCGACAGGGGAAGGCAGAGGCACACCGUUGAAUUUCGGAGGGUUCUCGGACGCAGUCAUCGUCAUCAUCGAACCAAACAGUCAGGUAUAACGACUCGUUCGAAUCGGACCUACCAAGAGUCAGACUGAGCGGGACUGAGAGAGAAAGAGAGCUUCUUUCGGUUGGUCGGCUACCUUCAAGAAGAGCUCCCUGCCUACACCACCACCACCACUACCAAUAGCACUAAGAACGAGACCAAGAACAACAGAAUGGAAAGGCUCCCCUUGUUACUAGGACGGGGUCGUGCAUGAGAGGGACAUUUGAACCAACAGAUGCAGAACAAAGAAUGAUAACAAGAUCAACCGGAUUGCUUCUGUUGAGCAUUGACGUGUCUACUACGUCCCGGGAGUGGAUUGUGCCUUGUGACGAUUAGAGUAACCAGCCAGUGACACAAAGACAGUAGUGGUUCAUCAUGGAGCUCAUUGGCACCAAAGUGACAGCCAUGAUCCUCUUGGGACUCUUGAAACUGGGCUGUGGGUUAUUGCCCAUUUUCCUCGUGAAGGUGCUCCAUUUCAAGAAGACCUCUACCAUGGACAAGUUCAUGGGGAUCAUUCUGUGCAUUGGAGGAGGCGUGCUGUUGUCCACUGUGUUCAUUCACAUGAUCCCUGAAGUGCGCGAGUCCUUGGCUCAUGCUGGAGAUCUCGGCUACAUGCCCGAUGCCCAUUAUGCCUUUGCCGAAUUGAUCAUUUGUCUGGGAUUCUUCUUGGUGUACGGCGUGGAAGCCUUGGUUCAUCGCUUUAUUGGGGGACAUGGCCACUCCCAUGGGGUGACGAUGGGGAGCCAAGUGGUCGUGGAGUCAAGGAACUCCAUGGAACUCCGUCAAGGCGUGGAUAAUGGAGGCUUCGAACAAGACCUCUCCAAUCUGGGCAGCCCUCAAAAAGGUCACACCAAAGCUGUCAGCGGAGAGAACAAUUCAUUACCGACCAAUGGGAAGAACGGCAAAUCUCCGUUUGUCCAGAAUGGCAAACCCAAGAGCUUCCAAACCUCGGGCAAUGUCUACAACGUGUCCUCGGCCACUCUGACCAGCUAUACGUCCUAUUCGGACGGCGAUAGUGUGGACACGAGCUUGCCCAGCUACAUGCCCCGACCCAAUCGGACCUUCAAUACCCUGGAGAGUCUGGCCAAGGAGAAGAAUAUUCUCGUCACGAUCAGGAACUUCCUCAUUGUCAUCGCUCUGUCCAUUCAUAGUGUUUUCGAAGGCAUGGCCAUUGGUUUGCAAAUGACAUCCCCAGAUGUUUGGAAGCUCUUCACCGCCGUGUCCAUUCAUGCUUGGGCAAUCUUGUUCUGUAUUGGCAUGGAUAUGAUUGUGGAAGGCACCAAACGACUCCAUAUCGUGUUCAAUAUCGUCAUUCUAGCCCUCACCACGCCCCUGGGUAUCGUCAUUGGCAUCUUGGUCACUGAGCAUGUCGAUGAGAACUCUGGCAUUCAAGCUGUUGUGAUUGGCGUCCUUCAAGGCCUAGCGGCUGGGACCCUACUGUACGUGAGCUUCUACGAGGUCUUGGAAAGAGACAAAUUGGCCAAUGCCGGAAUGACGGGUCUCCUUGGCUUCUUUUUCAUCUUUUUUGGCUUCUCUGUCAUGGCUGGACUUCAAGCUGUUGGUGGUGGUCAUAGCCAUGGAGGAGCAGUGGAUGGAGGUCAUGGUCAUUCCCAUGGAUCAGUCGGAUCCCAAGCACACCAUGUUGACGAUCAUCAUCAAGAUCAUGGUGCUCAUGGGGACGGCACUCACAUCAAUCAUUUAGAGCAAACGGUCCGGCAAGCCUUGGAGAAGAACGGUGAUCAUCAUGGUCAUUCGCAUGAUCACCAAGACCAUGACAAACAUCAUGAACAUGGAGACCAUGGUGACCACGAUGGCCAUCACGGACACUCUCACGAACACCAAGACCACGAUGGCCAUCAUGGGCACGCUCACGAACAUCAAGACCACAGUGGUCAUCAUGGACACUCUCACGAUCACCAAGACCACGAUGGUCAUCAUGGGCACUCUCACGAUCACCAAGACCACGAUGGUCAUCAUGGGCACUCUCACGAUCACCAAGACCACGAUGAUCAUCAUGGGCACUCUCACGAUCAUGAUGAUGACCUCCAUGGUCAUUCCCAUGACAGCGACGACCAAGAUGACCACAAUCAUGCACCCGAAAUCGAGGAUCAUGAUCACCAACACAAUGUUGAACUAGAACAUGAUAACAAUGAUCAUAAAGAUAUGAAGGCUCAUGACCAUGAAGGCCAAAAGCAUAACCAUGAGCAUCAUACCGAGGACCCUAGUUUCUUGCGCACUCAAAUGCAGCUUAAUUUGACCAAUGAAAGCCAAGAAAGGUCUCUAAAUCUAAAUAAGAAUGUGCCAGUGACAAUUUUGAAGAAUCACGAGGGUGAUCAAAAUCACCCUGACCUUCAUCACCAUAAGCAUGAUCAUAUCCAUUCGAUCGAAGACCAUCAUUUGAAUCAUGCCCAUUCUAAGAAGUCCAAAGAAGCCUCUGAACACGAUGGUAAUCAUGAUCACGACCAUAGGGAGCACAAAGUUGACACCAAAGACCAUGACCAUCAACAUCAUGACGAUCAUGACGAACAUGUCCACGAGAACGAAGACCAUGAUCACGGGCACGACAUCCAGGAUCCCAAUACACUUGCUGCCCACACAGCAAGCCACGGAGGGUCUUCAAGCGUGAAAGGGGAUAUUCAUGAUGACCAUGAUCACGAAAGUCAACCGGCGAAUUCGCUUAAGACUCGAUAGGAUCAGCCAUGGCUUUUAUAAUGCCUUUGAACACAAAAAUGGCUGUGAAACUGCAGGAUUAUAAUAACUUGAUAAGUAUCCGAGUAUGAUGCAUACCAAAGUUGCUUUUUUUAUUUCCAGUUGAUUUGACUAUUAUCGUGUAUAUUAUCUUGUAUCUACAUACAUAAAACUCAAACCGCAAACAUA
Molecule: messenger RNA, 3202 nt
Organism: Tigriopus californicus
Lineage: Eukaryota; Metazoa; Arthropoda; Copepoda; Harpacticoida; Harpacticidae
Exons: 4
Coding region: 701-3016 (771 amino acids)
Biological process (GO): zinc ion transmembrane transport
Cellular component (GO): plasma membrane
Molecular function (GO): zinc ion transmembrane transporter activity
Source: RefSeq, a predicted model, not a curated record